AUGGCCGUCAAUAGUACCAUCAAGCAGUUUAUAAAGGUGGGACUAGCUGCUCGCACAGCCGCAAACACUCUGCAUCCGACGGUGACCAUCGAGAAGUCCGGUGAGGGGGAGUACACACUCACCACCGCGAGCACCUUCAAGACCUCCAAGAUCACUUUCAAGCUUGGUGAGGAGUUCGAAGAGAAGACGCAGGAUGGCCGUAUUGUGAAGACCACCAUGGUCCUCGAGGGAGAUGCGUUGAAGGCGACGCAAUUGGGCGGUGACAAGGUGACGACCCUCAUCCGAACCGUGGAGGGCGACUGCAUGAAAAUGACUGUUCAGGUGGAUGAACUGGUUGCCCAUCGAUGCUACAAACGCGUCUAA
Molecule: messenger RNA, 363 nt
Organism: Dibothriocephalus latus
Lineage: Eukaryota; Metazoa; Platyhelminthes; Cestoda; Diphyllobothriidea; Diphyllobothriidae
Source: the annotation of a GenBank genome assembly